AUGGAGAAGGAAAUCCUGGAGCCCCUCGUUGACCUUACACUUGUGGAGAAAGCCCGGGUGGAAUCCGUUCGGCGAGUGGCUUUGCUGCAGAUGGGAGUUCAGCCGACUCCCCUGGUGGGGCUGGGCCUCCUACACCUUCGCCGGCUCCUGGGCCCGGCCCGAGCACUGGUCACCCCGCUGGGCCAGUCGGAGAUACAGCAGCUCUACCAGGAUUACAAGACGAAAUUUGGGGACUAUCCCAGCCCGGAAGCCGACCCCACUUCGGACCAGUUGGCUUCGCUCACAAAAGUGGUCACGGCGGGGUCCGUGCCCUACGCGGACUUCUCGCUGUUCGCUGUUCGGCCUCCACGGCUUGUGGUUGCUCCGAAAGACCCGCGUCUUACCACGCAUGGGUCGAGGCCUGGAAAGUGUGCCGCACGGCCCUCCGGAGCUUCGUCACCCAGUUCGGCGAUCAG
This is a messenger RNA of Symbiodinium necroappetens, 455 nucleotides long. Lineage: Eukaryota; Dinophyceae; Suessiales; Symbiodiniaceae. The record is from the annotation of a GenBank genome assembly.